CCUUAUAUAUAAUGUGGGGGAGGGAUGUGGUCUGAUAAGACUGUUAUCCGGGAUUUGUUCAAUGGAGCCAGAAAUCUUCUACGUGAAUGGAUGUUGGGAGUGGAGAAAAGUUUGAAAGCACAAAGUCUUGUAAAUCUAAGGAAGGCAAUGCCUCACUUUUUGUUAAAACAGUACUAUUUACCCUCUCUAAUGGUUGAAUCUUUUCCCCUUUUGGGGAGGAAUUGUAAACAAAUGUUUACUUAAUCUUUACCAAUGGGAUGCACAAUGGCAGCAACAUGAAAAUCUUUGACUAUAACUCAUCGGUAUCUUACAAAUGUGAUACAACUAAAGAUAACAUGAAUGGAGUCUGGAAUGGGUCUGCCCCUGAAUGCAAAGGCACUUGUGAUUCUCCUCCAAGAUUGAGUUUUGCUGAGCUGCCUGGACCAGUGAACAAUUCCUAUCCUGUUGGGACCAAACUGAAAUACUCUUGUCACCCAGGAUACGUGUUUGGCUCUGGAAAGUCUCCUUUUGUUACAUGUCUUGAAAAUUCAACAUGGUCAGUAGACCCUGAGUUUUGUGUAGGAAGAGAAUGUAAAUCACGAGAACUAGAAAAUGGCAGGGUUCAUUUCACGGAUCUCCGGUUUGGUGCAACAGCAAACUUCUCCUGUAAUGAAGGGUGAGUGGCAAGUUGCUUCUUUUGACUAAUGAAAAGAACCCAGAUUGGUGUAAAAGUGCUGGUGAAGUCUGGCAAAAUGAGACUAGAAAGCCUGCUUAACUUCAAGAACACAAGUGAAUGGGGGCUAUAAAUCUGUAUCCAUGGGCUUGGUCCUUGUUAAGAAUUACACCUGCGAUUUUUCAAAGGAGUUGAAGGAAGAGAGCCACCCAGCUGCGGUUGUCAUGCAAUGGGAGAUGGGCAUCUAACUUGCUCAGGUGCUUUUGAAGAUCCCAGCCUAGAGCCCCCAUGGUAUCAUCCAGCAGGGGUUGGAUCUUGGGUCAUGAGAUUGAGUCCCACCUCAGGGGUCAUGUGGCACUUCCUGACCCGUGCCAUCUCUCCCUUGUUACAGGGGUUUCUGUCUGGGUGCUGGGAGCUAGUGGCAGAAUAUUGCCCAUAAAAUGCCGCACCAGGUAGAAGCAGACCUCUUCCUGCUCUACCAUAGCAAAUAUUUGUCUCUCCCUCCCUUAUAGAUGUCAGUAUUA
Chrysemys picta bellii (western painted turtle) is the source of this 1176-nucleotide messenger RNA. NCBI's taxonomy places the organism in Eukaryota, Metazoa, Chordata, Testudines, Emydidae. The record is from RefSeq and is a predicted model, not a curated record.